Molecule: messenger RNA, 1950 nt
Organism: Cryptosporidium muris RN66
Lineage: Eukaryota; Apicomplexa; Conoidasida; Eucoccidiorida; Cryptosporidiidae
Product: calcium binding EGF domain-containing protein
Exons: 1
Coding region: 1-1950 (649 amino acids)
Biological process (GO): proteolysis
Cellular component (GO): extracellular region
Molecular function (GO): protein binding; calcium ion binding
Source: RefSeq, a predicted model, not a curated record
AUGUUUGUAGUACUGUUAGGGUGUAUUGGCUUGCUGCUUGAAAGUGCAUCAUCCCAAGGCUUGAAUGCAUGCACAAUUGGAAAUAAUCCUUGUGUUCCGAAUGCUGAGUGUUAUGUCGAAACAUUAUUUGUAGGAGCUCCAAAAUGUCGUUGCCCAAACGGCUUUGAGGGAGACGGAUUAUUAAAUGGUACUGGAUGUAGGGAUGUAGAUGAGUGUAUAUUAGGUAUUGAUAGUUGUGAUGAGAUAUCACAACACUGUAUAAAUAAACUUGGGGGAUAUGAGUGUGAAUGCAAACAAGGGUAUAGAGUUCAUGAGCAAAGACAGAAUGAAUGUGUAGAUAUAGAUGAGUGCGUAGAACUAAGUGCUUGUCCAAGCUCAACUAUAUGUAUAAAUACAGAAGGCUCAUUCCGCUGUGAAUGCUUAGAUCGAAAUUUGAUUUUUGAGUUGGGGAGGUGUAGGGCAAUUAAUAAAUGUAAGGAUUAUAAUGGUAAAUUAAAUGAUUGCUCACAGUUAUGUAUAAGUGGAGCUGAGGGUCAGGGUGAAUGUAGUUGUAAAGAUGGAUAUAGGUUACAUAAUGAUGGUAAAACAUGUAUAGAUAUAGAUGAAUGUUUUGAAAAUAAUCCAUGUGAUUUGAGUAUAUCUAGUUGCUUAAAUAUUCCAGGAAGCUAUAUAUGUGAUUGUUUUAGAUCAGCAGGUUAUAUAACAUCACCAUACAAUAGUAAAUUAUGCAUUAAUGUGAAUGAAUGUGAGGAAGACCCAAUGAUAUGUGGUGAUUUGAAUAUGUGUUGCAAAGACUUAGCUCCCCCUGAUAAGUAUUUGUGUUUAGCUCCAAUACAAUCAGUAGGUAACCAGGACAGACAAUUUAGAGAAGAUAAUGGAAUAGCCACAGAUCCUACUGUAAAAUCUCCAAAUUAUAAUAAUAAAAAUAAUGGAGAGUUCGAAUUUUCUGAUAAGGUAAUCAAUGAUGAGCAUGACAAAUAUAGUGACUAUGAUGUUUCUGAUAAAGUUAGAGAUGAGAUUGGCGAUAGCCAAGCUAGAAAUAAGAGAGGUAAUAAUAGAAAAAAGAGAUCAUCAGAAAAUCAGAGUUUGCCAGAUUUCCCUACGAGCAUGAGUAUCCAAUCUUGUUAUGAUUCAGAUAUAGAAUAUCCAGGCUAUACUUUACAAGUAGUUCACUCUUUAAUGACUCCAUUUGAUUGUCAAUUGCAAUGCCAAAUAGAUGCUGGAUGUGAUUAUUUCACGUAUGAUAUGCUGAGUCGUACUUGUUUAUUAAAGGCUGCUAAAGUUGAUAAUAGAAAUGCUCCUGGGAUGAUAUCAGGUCCUAAAUUUUGCAGAAAUUCGAGAAGAACUCCGACUAAAUUUAAAUAUUUACAUUCUAAUCAACAAUCUUAUUCUGCAGCAUCUGCUCAAUCUACCAAUUCAUCUUCAUCUUUACUAAGACGUUCAGGGCUUUCCAAUUUUGCUCAGACUGUGAAGGCAAAUCACUCUAUUGAAGCAAAGUGCCCAGCAGGAUUCCGUUACGCUCAGGAUAUUUGGAGAGAACAAAAAAACAAAAAGACCAUGGAAGUUAUACAGAGACAAUUUGGUUCUAGAUUACCUACUCAAAUUAAUCCUUCAGAUAUAACACAGGGGAUACAAAGUAAUAGUCAAUAUAUGGCAGAUCAAUUAACACAAUGGUAUGAAGCUAUAACUAGUGUUCCUAAUAUGGUAAAUAGUGUUGCUAGAAAUACAUCUGCUCUUUCAAACAUACCGAUAUCUAACUCGCCUCUUGAUUUACUCAACACAAAUCCUGGUUUUAUUGCAGGUGGUAUCCCACCACCUCCAAGACCUCCUCCUAUUCAAAAUAGUAAUAUAUUUUAUUCAGGUCAAACGAACUCCUAUGGUGCUGUGAACUUACCACCAGCAUCUCCCUUCACAGCUUCUAUGGGAGGGCAUCAGAUAGAUGGUAUAUGA